Tachysurus vachellii is the source of this 1002-nucleotide messenger RNA. RefSeq names its product glucagon a (gene gcga). Gene Ontology annotation, molecular function: glucagon receptor binding; hormone activity. Gene Ontology annotation, biological process: response to starvation. Lineage: Eukaryota; Metazoa; Chordata; Actinopteri; Siluriformes; Bagridae. The coding region runs from base 79 to 600 and encodes 173 amino acids. Gene Ontology annotation, cellular component: extracellular region. The record is from RefSeq and is a predicted model, not a curated record. The transcript is spliced from 6 exons.
AAAGUCAGAAUUGAAAGCAAGAAGGACCAGAGCUUACACACACGUGCACACAGGCUCGUCUCCACACUGGUGUUCAAGAUGAAAGGCACACACUUCAGCGCUGGUCUCGUUCUGCUCCUCGUCCUCAUCCAGAGCAGCCUGGAGCUGCCGCUACAAGACGAUACGACAAGCUCGGAGACAGACGCAAGUGUCCUGGAUGAGAGGAAAGACAUGAUGCGGGUGAGGAGACAUUCAGAGGGAACUUUCUCUAAUGACUACAGUAAAUAUCUGGAGACACGGAGGGCGCAGGACUUUGUCCAGUGGCUCAUGAACUCCAAGAGGAGCGGCGGACCUGCGCGGCGCCACGCAGACGGCACCUACACCAGUGACGUCAGCUCGUACCUGCAGGACCAGGCGGCGAAAGACUUCAUCACCUGGCUGAAAAGCGGGCAGCCCAAACCAGAUGCUGUCGAGACGAGACGCGUAGACACGUUACACAGGAGACACGUGGACGGCAGCUUUACCAGCGACGUCAACAAGGUGCUGGACAGCAUAGCCGCUAAGGACUACCUACAGUGGGUCAUGAGCUCUCAGUCAUCGGCGAGCGGCAAGCGACAAUGAAGUCAUGAAAGAAAGAUAAAGUGCUUCCUGUUCCUGGAAUGAACGUUUAGGAUGUUGUUCUUCACCCUGAAAAUCUUCAAAUCACGGCAAAGUUAUAGUCCUUAGCCAGAGCUGAUACAACACAGGAAACCAAAAGCCAUAUAUAUUUCACCGUCAAUUGUUUGUACUGUUAUUAUUUAUUUGCAACAGAUUUGUGCUAAAAAGUCAAGGGUAUGAAAAAGAAGUAUUUUUCUAUAGAUUCGUGCUAUUUUUAAUGCUUACUAUUUAUAAAAUGGUUCUGAAACUCAGGUAAAAUACAUAUGUAUAUCCAAACUCUCAGGUGAGUUUAGUGAUUGAGAGAAAAUGUAGUAUCAAAAAUGGUGCCCUGCUCUGCAAAAUAAAAUAAACUUCAUGUUCAAUUUG